This is a messenger RNA of Harpegnathos saltator (Jerdon's jumping ant), 1992 nucleotides long. RefSeq lists its product as uncharacterized. The transcript has a single exon. Bases 411 to 1709 code for a protein of 432 amino acids. Lineage: Eukaryota; Metazoa; Arthropoda; Insecta; Hymenoptera; Formicidae. The record is from RefSeq and is a predicted model, not a curated record.
ACAAAAUAUUUGUUACAGUAACAGCUUCAUGCUAAUGUCUAGAAAAGAAUUCUCAUGACUAGAAAGUAUUACUUUUGUACCGGAAUUUGUAUACAUCAUCUAUCUUAAGUUUCGAAUUAAUUCCUGACAUUUUAGCUGAUAAUAAAAGUUCGUUAGACUCCCAAGUGCAAAUCCGAUAGUCAACAUUUCUCGAGGCAUGUGGAUAUACGGUGAAAUAUUUAUAAACAAUUUUUGUCAGUGUUCCACCGAACAACAGCCACAUGAAUCGAUAUAUCCAUCUUGUAUAUAUACAUUUUUACAUUGACACACGGGUGAGAUUCCCGUGCGUUACGUAUCUAAAUAAAUAACCAGAGACGGAAUAUUCCCUAAGUGUCAGACGGAUUACACGCGAACGAUAUUUUUCCGAAAUAAUGUCGCACAACAUAUCGCAAACGACUCGAUCGCCACUUCCAAAUUAUAACUAUUUUUUCCAUCCAAACCUCUGUCACGUCUGCAAGGGCAAUACCAAUAUGAAGGAAUGCCCGAAAUUAGAGGAGUGUCCUACGUGCCGCACGAUCGCAUACUGCAGCGAGGAACACAGACUGCUGCAUCUGCCGCAACAUAAGGAAAUUUGCGAUGCUAUAAUUGAAGUAAAUAAACAAAGGAACAUGCACAAUUAUUGUGGUAAGACGCUAGAGGAAUGGACUAAUUUUAAGAAGGAGAACAUGCAAGCUGUCGAGCAACAGCUACAUCGGGAGUUGGAGUUGUACGAGCAACAAAUGUUACUGUUUCCAAAAUCGUGUUUUAUUUGUCACAGACAGGACAAUCUGAAAUCCUUUUGCUUGUACUGCGUCUCCAUCGAUUUAUGCUGUGAACAUAAUUUGCUGUUUCGUGAGCAUAGCUGCAAAAAUAUGCAACAUUGCUUAUCUUUGGAUUACAUGCAAGCUUUAAAAGAUAGAGACGAAAUGCUUUUGAAAAAUGAUGUAUAUAUAAAUAUGAAAGAGGUGAAUGACAUGCCAUCAUUUAUGGAACAGUACUUACAACGUAAAAUAACUUUAGAUUCUUGGGAUAAUAUUCAUUUUGAAUGUACUGAAUACUUCUCAAGACCGUUAACGUUGAUUUAUGGGCUGCGGGAAGCUAAUUUAUUACAUUUUCAAUCAUUAAAAACAUUCGUUAUUCAUAUUAUAUCUGGAAGUUUCGAGGAUAUAAAUAGUUUGUAUGCAUGGGAAUUGCUUUUGCACCAAUGUGAUGAAAAUGCAAAAGUGCUUAUUAUAAUGAUAGGGCCAAAUUUGCAAGAAAAAUGUCGUAACAUUGAGUUGUGUAAGACUUGCAUAGCUCGUAACAAAAAAAUUCAAUUUGAAUAUCAUCGCACGUUAUAUCACAAUUAUGUGGUUAGUAGGUUCUAUAUGCAACCACAUGUGAUUAUAGGAUUCAACGCAAGAUUCAUGAAUGAUAUAGAGAUAGCGGCGAAUAUAAUAAGGGCAGUGCGACGUCAAUAUUGCCUCUUCCUGUUAACAACUAAAUUCGAAAGUAAAGUACAACAGAACAUAAUGAAGAUACGGGAAAUAGUGUAUAGUUCUAUGUUAACACCUGUCAUUAGUGGACUAAAUAGAUUCAGAUCUUGGAGACCGUAUAGAGAUUAUGAGAAUGACGGUCUGUUUUAUUCUAAUAAUUAUUUAAUUAUAUAUACGAACCUAGUAAGUAUAAGAACACCAAUCCUCGGACUUUAACUAUUAUGUAAAACAAAUUUAUAUUGGAAACGCAUUAAUCUAUAUAGUUAUAUUACUGUCGUCUAAAAGUUUUCUAUUUCGAAUCUAAUAUUUUCUUAUAAGACGAUAUUUCGAAUUUAAUAUUUUCACAGCGUGAAGAAAUGUUUGGUGGGUUGUAUCUGUAUAAAUCUGAUACUGGAAAACAACAAACCGAGAAGGACAUGAAAGUGUCCAUUUCUUCAGUAUUAUUUUUUCACUUCCUGAAAGCCGAAUAAGGUAAAAUUAUAAAAAUUGAAAAUAUUUC